Thunnus maccoyii (southern bluefin tuna) is the source of this 3657-nucleotide messenger RNA. It is a transcript of the gene ssbp2a, whose product is annotated as single stranded DNA binding protein 2a. Gene Ontology annotation, cellular component: nucleus. Gene Ontology annotation, biological process: positive regulation of transcription by RNA polymerase II. The transcript has 17 exons. Bases 166 to 1236 code for a protein of 356 amino acids. NCBI's taxonomy places the organism in Eukaryota, Metazoa, Chordata, Actinopteri, Scombriformes, Scombridae. Gene Ontology annotation, molecular function: protein binding; single-stranded DNA binding. The record is from RefSeq and is a predicted model, not a curated record.
GCUACACUCAGCGGCAUGGGGCUCUCUGCUCAGCGAGAAAGGCUUGGAAAGUUGACUGCUUCAUUUAUUUGAAGAAAGAUAAGACAUUUUGUCGGAGGGGUUUUUUACUGUAAUUAGACAGACGAUGGUAGUAAUUUAACACGCAGUUGCUGCUUCCACCGGUUAAUGAAUCCAACUACAUCCUUCUCUCGCGGUGUCCCGGCAUUUCUCUGGUUAGCUCUGUAUGUGUAUGAGUAUCUGCUGCAUGUAGGAGCACAGAAGUCAGCACAGACCUUUCUCUCAGAGAUCCGAUGGGAGAAGAACAUCACAUUAGGAGAACCUCCGGGGUUCCUCCACUCAUGGUGGUGUGUUUUCUGGGACCUGUACUGUGCUGCUCCAGAGAGAAGAGACACAUGUGAACACUCCAGCGAGGCCAAGGCCUUCCAUGACUACAGUGCUGCAGCAGCUCCUAGCCCCGUCCUUGGGAACCUUCCCCCAGGAGAGGGCAUGCCAGUGGGGCCAGUCCCUCCAGGAUUCUUUCAGCCAUUUAUGUCACCUCGAUACCCUGGAGGACCCAGACCACCCCUCAGAUUACCCAAUCAGGGACUUGGAGGCGUCCCAGGUAGCCAGCCCAUGUUGCCCAGUGGAAUGGACCCCACAAGACAGCAAGGACAUCCAAAUAUGGGAGGACCAAUGCAGCGGAUGACUCCACCCAGAGGCAUGGUACCACUAGGGCCCCAGGGCUACGGAGGUGGGAUGAGGCCACCGCUGAAUGCACUGGUUGGUCCUGGGAUGCCUGGCAUGAACAUGGGACCUGGUGGGGGUAGACCCUGGCCAAAUCCUCCAAACUCCAAUUCUACCCCUUAUUCUUCUGCAUCUCCAGGAAGUUAUGUGGGACCUCCGGGAGGCGGGGGGCCACCCGGGACCCCAAUAAUGCCAAGUCCAGCAGAUUCAACUAACUCCGGCGACAACAUGUACACUAUGAUAAACACAGUUCCUCCAGGAGGAAGCCGACCAAACUUCCCUAUGGGUGCAGGUGGCGAUGGUCCUUUGGGGGGAAUGGCUGGAAUGGAGCCUCAUCACAUGAAUGGAUCAUUAGGGUCUGGUGAUAUGGACAGUCUCCCCAAGAACUCUCCUGGUAACCUAAGUAUGAGUAACCAGCCGGGAACCCCAAGAGAGGAUGGAGAGAUGGGUGGAAACUUCCUUAACCCUUUUCAGAAUGAAAGUUAUUCUCCAAACAUGACGAUGAGCGUGUGAAGGCUCUGGAAGUGGGUUGGUCAGUCGCUCAGUAAGCUGGUGUGGAUUGGUAAAAAGCAGAGACAGGAUGUGAUGUCAUGUAGGCCAGUGACUCUUCCUCCACCACCACCACCACCACCACCUGCCCAGUCGGGACAGCUGCCCCAGCCUCCGUCCUUCUACUAACCCCCCGCCCUCCCCCCCAUCUCUCGCACACACACACACACACACCUCCCCUCCAUGGUUUCUGUCCAUGUCUCUUCUCACCUGUUUCUUCUCCCGUUCUAAGUGAUGACUCUGCUACAUUCAUCAGUUCUUCCUCUGUAACUAUGAGACUGUACAAAGGAACCAAAAUGUAAACCACUUGGAGGUUGAACCCUGGUAUAUUUGUGUACAGUGUGUGUGUGCGUGUCUGUGUGUGCGUACGUGUGUGUGUGUGUGUGCGUGAGAGAGACUGUGCACACGCUCCAGUCACAGACUGAUGUCAUAUCACGGAUUUCAUGCCCAAAAACAAAAGGCCAGUAUCCUAUUUAUCCUAAAGUUUAAAUUCUCAAGGAUUUAAAGACACUUUUUGAUUGAUGGUAAAAAAUUUAAUAUAACUGGUUUGUCACAUGGAACAUCUGUUGUCUUUUCUUGACAAAUUUCUUAAUCCAUUACUGGAAGAGAAUUGGAGAGACGCCACAAUCAUAUUACCAUAAGGUUUAUUUGAGGCUUGUGCAGAUAUGCGUGAAGUCUUUUCAACAUUGUGGUUGUCUAGAUCUUUUAAGACCACCACUUACACUGUGUUUUAUGUUUUAUAUUAUGGGUCUGGGAAUCAGUUGUCCUGCCGUCUGAGCUUUUUUUUUUAUUAUUAUUUCUAUCUUGAUGUUCAGCCACAGAUGUUGAAAUGUAAAAUCUUUUUUUUAAAGAUCUUUUAUUGGAUUUCAUGAUACAAAAAAUAUUUACAAGAUUAGGAAAUUUGGUAAGCAAUAAAGUGCAACCAGUGAUAGUGCAAGCAUUGAUCAAGUGCAUAGAGUUCAGUGAUCUAUUAUAAAAUGUGGUCAGGUCAUAAAUCCAGUAUAUUUCAGGGGAGGUGCUAAGAUUUGUUUGACCUCUCUUCCUCCGGGGGUCAGCAAAUACCUGUUUGAUUACCAUGUCGCUGUCAGUUACAGUCUGCUGUAUUACCAUGGCACAUGUUAUUUUCCACAAAUUUAAACACACAACGCUUAUGAUUAUUUGUAUCAGUUCUGUCUGUUUAGAUGGCUUUUUUUCUUCCUCAAUACAAUACACGACAGAUUUAUAACACAGAUCAAAUUUAACCCCAAGUAACAUCUUUUCACGCUGUAUCAUGUGUUUUCAAGGCCUGCUGAGGCAAAUGAAGUGCAGAUCAAAGUCAGCAUUUUUCAGUCUAUAAACAUCAUUUACAGAAAGUCCUCAGCUCAACCUGAAAUAUGUGUUUGCAUUUUCACAUUGAAUGGUUAUUGAGUAAAAGAAGGAGCUGUGUUCAAGGCUUAAAUCAUAUCAGAUCAGCCACUUUGCUGAGGGCAGUCAGGAUUAAAAAAAAAGCUAUGUGCAAAGGUUAACCCUUGGUUUUUUUUGUUGUUUUUUUGGAUAAUUUUACUUUCUGUUAACUACACAAACACAUUAUGUGACCAUGUUGUUUAACAAAAUGGGACACUGAGCCUGUAGCCAUAUGAUUGGUUGGUUUUGUUUGCCGGGGCCUCUCUCAAGUCUAGUACUUUAAACCUUGAUCAGUAUGAUUUAUCAGUUUGCGCCACAUUUGCUAAACAAAUGCACAUCUAAAUUCCUGCUGCCAACAUUCUCCGGACUUAAAUUAUCAAAGUAAGAGAAGAAUCAAAGACAGAUGAGCGGUAAACUGUACGACACAAGCUUAUAAAGUCACUUUGGUCACUCAUACUUAAAUGUCAUCCGGAUAAACUGUGAUCUCAGUGUGAUAUGAGAUGUUAGUUGGUACAGAAAGCUAAAAUAAGCUUGUUUUUAAUCAAUGUUUUAAACUUUUUUCACUGCCCAAGAUGUAUGAUCAUCGUGUACAAAAAGGUCUAUGUGCCUGUGAACAUUCUCCUUUCCCCUCCCUUACUGCAAAGUGUACAGCUCACAAAUGUAGCUCCCCUGUCUUGUAUGUGUAUUUGAUAUUAUUAUUAUUAUUUAAAGAAAAAUCUGGAGAGAAUUCUAGCAAAAAGGGAGGGAUGGACUGAUGAUGCACCAUCACGACUGAACAGAUGAUGUUUUUAUUUGUUUUUGUGUUAGUUUGAAGCCAUAAGUGGGAGUACAAGAAGACGCAUUUGUAAAUUGGAUCAUGUUUUCUGUUUUGUGGCAGUACGUGGGACUCCAUUUGUGAUGUGUUCAUUUUCUCUUUUUUAUUCUUGUAUUAUGUUUUUGUAAAUAUACAGAGAAGUAUUUCAUGGGUUUUGAAUAUGCUGGUAUAAAGCUUCUCUUCCCUUA